Molecule: messenger RNA, 678 nt
Organism: Striga hermonthica
Lineage: Eukaryota; Viridiplantae; Streptophyta; Magnoliopsida; Lamiales; Orobanchaceae
Source: the annotation of a GenBank genome assembly
AUGGGCAUCUUCUUGUCCUUACCUGUGUAUAGUAAGGAAAUAAGGAUCAAAAUACGGCUCAUUUGGGAAAGGCGACGCAAGAAUAUGAUGGUGCAACAGGCUUGCCUCCACGAAUGGCAGAAUCUAAUUGCAUUGGCUGCCAAAAGGGGCCUCUCAGGAGAGAAGGAACUAAAGGAGUGGUCUCUGAGCAUUGAGCAGAGGAAAAAGUUGAAGGUGCAAGAAACUUGCCACCACGAGUGGCAGAAUCUAAUUGCCUUGGCUGCCAAAAAGGACCCUUCAGGAGAGAAGGAAGUACAAUGGGACUCUAACCAAAUCUUGAAGAUGACGAUGCGUAAUCUGAGCCAUGCUCGAAGUAAGGAAAUAAGGAUCAAAAUGCGGCUCAUUUGGGAAAGGCGACGCAAGAAUAUGAUGGUGCAACAGGCUUGCCUCCACGAAUGGCAGAAUCUAAUUGCAUUGGCUGCCAAAAGGGGCUUUUCAGGAGAGAAGGAACUAAAGGAGUGGUCUCUGAGCAUUGAGCAGAGGAAAAAGCUAAAGGUGCAAGAGACUUGCCACUACGAGUGGCAGAAUCUAAUUGCAUUGGCUGCCAAAAAGGGCCUUUCGGGAGAGAAGGAAGUACAAUGGGACUCUAACCAAAUCUUGAAGAUGACGAUGCGUAACCCGAGGCAUGCUCGAAGGUAG